This is a messenger RNA of Lotus japonicus, 1318 nucleotides long. RefSeq lists its product as uncharacterized. NCBI's taxonomy places the organism in Eukaryota, Viridiplantae, Streptophyta, Magnoliopsida, Fabales, Fabaceae. The coding region runs from base 257 to 1318 and encodes 353 amino acids. The record is from RefSeq and is a predicted model, not a curated record. The transcript has a single exon.
UUUAAAAUAAGAAAAAAAGUACUUUUCAAAAAAAGAAAAAAAAAAGAAAAAACCAAUUACUUUUUUAAAUAAAUCAUUUAAUGGCGGGAAAAAAGAUGAGAAGUUUCCAUUCUCUCAUAACCUUCUCUCCGGGUAUGAUCCAGUGUAGUUGCUACCACCAGUAGCUACCGUACACCACCCAAAAACCUUUAUAUACCCCCGCACACUCUCUUCUUCUCCUCUUCUGCUCUUCACCGGAAAACAGAGCAGAGCCACAAUGGACCUAAAUCAAAACCCAGAACCACCACCUCCUCCGCCGUCUCCGCCGUCUCCUCCCCCACCAUUUGAAUACUUAGAACCUGACACCGGCGUUGAUAAAGUUGCUGCAACUCUCAUGGAUUUCACCAUGGAGAUUCCCGAUCGAAAAGGCAAAGGAAAAGUACCUGAUGAUGCUGUUGUCAUCAAUCUCGUGAGCGAUGAAGAAGAACAAGAAGAACAGCGAGAAAGAGUGGUACCAGUUGAAAUUGACUUCUUGUCUCGUUUUCCUGUUGACCAUGGUCAACGAUUCGUCAACCACGGCGGCGAACAACUACAACCACCACCACCACAACAACUGCCGCCGCCGCGUUACUAUCCUCACGAAGUGUACCGGGAAUGGGAGGAGCGUGUUAGGCUUCGAAGAAAGCAAGUGUUUAAAGAAACGGCUAAGAUACACGCGCUUCGCUAUGCUCGUUUUGAACCUCCUCAAGAUGAUGGUGGCGGUGGUUCAGGUUCAGGUUCUUCUGUGCCUCAAGCCAAGGACGGUUCAUCUCCCUCAACUCCUUUCUCUCUGGCUAUGGAAGCGAUUGAAGGUGGCUUGCUGAAGAAGAUUGCGUGGGUUUCCAGAAAGAAACCGCAAGAUGUUAGAGUUUCAGUCCCGUCAUUGUUAGAGUUGAGCAUGAAAACUCUUGCUGAUAAUGCUGAUUCGAUUGUUUCACUUGGAAGUGCACCGGAUCACCUCAGGCACAGGCUGAGCCAAUUGCUGUGUGACUCUAGAAGAAUUAACAGCAGAUUCUCGGAGCUUCUUGUUAGGGGGUCUCCCACGGAGAUUCGCAUUCGAAAUUGCUCGUGGUUGACGGAGGAGGAAUUUACAAGAUGUUUUCAGUCUUGUGACCUUAACUAUUUGGAGGUGUGUGACUGUGUUGUGUUCUUUCAAUUAUUUGAUAGUUGCUGCCUGCUGGUGUUUUUUGUCAUUUUGGUUCAAUUGGUUUUCAUUUGUUUUUUGCAUGGAUCAGUGGACUUUGUGUUGAAUGUUGAAUUUCAUGUAGCAUCUGAAAUUGGUACUUUGUUAACUGAUUAA